This is a messenger RNA of Penicillium paradoxum, 405 nucleotides long. RefSeq lists its product as uncharacterized. NCBI's taxonomy places the organism in Eukaryota, Fungi, Ascomycota, Eurotiomycetes, Eurotiales, Aspergillaceae. The transcript has a single exon. The record is from RefSeq and is a predicted model, not a curated record. The coding region runs from base 1 to 405 and encodes 134 amino acids.
AUGGAGAAAUACCCCAUCGGCACACGCGCCGAGAGCGAGCGGCUCGUCCGCGAAUGGGGGUUUCGCGAUGUCUUCACUUGGACGGAUGGAAGGUGGGGAUCAUCCCUGAUAACCCUUGGGACUGUCGCUGGUUUUGCCCUGCAUUCUUACCUGCAUAUUAUACGUAUAUCCUGCGCUGACACGUCUAGUAACCACCACUAUGCCCCGCACUCGCAUCGCGGCCUGACGACACAUCUGAUUCGCAGGGGUUGUUUGACUAUUACCUAUCCCGAGGAUCAUGCCUUGUAUCAUGGGGAGGUGAAGAAGGAGACUUUUGGGGUUGGAGAGAGGGUUGAUGUUCCGGCUGGGAAGGUUCAUGAGGUUUGGAUUGGCGCGGACGGGUGUGAGUAUGUGAUUGGGGAGUAG